UUUGAUACCUAGUGUUUGACAAUUUAUAGAGUUGUCAAUGAACUGAUAAAACUGGAUAAAAGUUAAAAGUGGUUUGGUUGGUUGGAUGAAGGCAGACGAGGCUUACAAAACAAUGUCUACCCAAAUUCGUUGAAGACCCCGUAUGGUACUUCAACAAUGGCCUUGUAACUUGAUUAUUGAGUGAUGUUUAUUUGCAAUUAACACCAUGUGGAAGUAUGUUACGCGUCGCAUCCGAGAUGCUUUAGAGAAGAGUGUAAACCAUUUUGAUAAACGUAGUUCUACAGGCGUCGUAAAUUCAGCUGGAAGCACCCUUUCAGAGGAGCAAAACAAACGCAUAGGAGCACCAUCUUGCUGGCAAAAUCCACGCAAAUGUUGGAAAUCAUUUUGUAACGACAACGAUACUAAAAGCAAAAGGUGGAAUUUUGAUGAUCUAAAUCGCACUUGGAUAGGUGCCAUAACAUGGAGCAGUGCUUUGGUCAUAGGUUGGUACACUAGCCAGCUUAUCCAUCUCAAACUCAAGUACAAAUGUAGAGAUGAUAAAAAGAAUUGUUAUCCUGUUAACUGUUUGCUGUCAUCACUGCACCCUUACAUUGAUUACAUCAGUAAGAGUGCAGUUGGAUUGAAUUCAAGUCGAAAAAUUGAGAAAGCAAUAGCAAAUGUUCCAAUACAUGUACAUUUGUUAUCAAAUGAAAACAAAACAGAAGAGAAAGCAUCAACCAGUGGUAGCAACAGUUCUACAAGCUCUAGUGAUGAACUCGGAGAGGUAUUGAACUCUAUAGAGAACAGACUGGGCUUGGCUGCCAUUGAAAAUGGACAACAUCAAGAUGGUUUAAAUUUGCUGAGAUCUGCAGCAAACCGUAAUCAUGCACCAGCCCUGUUCAAUCUGGGCUUAUGCUAUGAGAUGGGCAUGGGUGUAGCCAUUGAUGAGAAAAUGGCAAUGGAGUUAUAUCGCAUGGCAGCUACACAGCAGCAUCCCGGUGCAUUGUACAAUCUCGGGAUUUACUAUGGUCAAGGUCGAGGUGGUUUGACCAGAGACACGGCCACGGCUAAACGACUGUUACGUCUGGCCGCCGUGCAGGGUCAGCAAGAUGCCAUUAAAGCCUUAAGCGGUCUUGAUGACACUCCCGAGCCUUACACUGAUAAAUGGGAAAACAACUUAUAUUCUCCUGAUGAGCAUUUUGCACCGACACAUUCAGUGCUUUUUGUAGAAAACACCAGUCAUAAUUAUAAUGUGUUAGUUUGUUAAUUGAUAAUAUAGUAG
Molecule: messenger RNA, 1261 nt
Organism: Papilio machaon (common yellow swallowtail)
Lineage: Eukaryota; Metazoa; Arthropoda; Insecta; Lepidoptera; Papilionidae
Exons: 4
Coding region: 206-1246 (346 amino acids)
Molecular function (GO): protein binding
Source: RefSeq, a predicted model, not a curated record